AGCUCCCUUUCCCCGCACCCACUGUCAUGUCUCGCCUCAAUCCCCGCACGACUUUGUUCCUCCUCUGCGAUAUUCAGACCAGGUUUAGGAACGCAAUCCAUGGCUUCGAUGCUGUUGUCGCGUCUACGAAUAAGUUGCUUAGGGUCGCUAAGACCCUCGAUGUGAAGGUGGUCGCCACUACGCAGAAAGCUCAAGCACUAGGACCCAUUGACCCCGCCAUUGACCUUAACUCCCUCGGUCCUCUCCUGCUCGGCACCUACGACAAGACCCUCUUCUCCAUGGCCAUCUCACCCGUUAUCAAUCACAUCAAGGACAACAGCAUCACCAACGUCGUCCUCUUCGGCAUCGAGUCUCACGUUUGCGUCCUCCAGACCGCGCUCGAUCUGCUCAGUCAUUCGGAUUUCGGGGGUAGCACAAACGUCGGGUUCCCUGGAAAGGUCCAUGUGGUAGCAGACGCCGUAUCCUCGUGCAACGCCUUCGAGGUGCCCAUCGCGCUGCGAAGGCUGCAGGCGGAGGGCGCGGUGGUGACGACGAGCGAGAGUCUGGCGUUCCAGCUGGUAGGGGAUGCGGCGGGUGAGAAAUUCAAGGAAUUUAGCGCGAUUAUCAAGGAGACAAAGGACGCGACGAAGCAGACGGGGGAGCUGUUGCUUGGGGGGAAGGAGUAGAUGUGGAUGUAGCGAGCAUCCUAGAUUCUGACUGCGUGUACCGAACUUGGGAUUCCGUGUAACUUUUACUGUAACACAUACCAAUGUACAAAUAUUCCUCCAUCUCGAUCUUCCAACUGGACACCAGGCCUCUUCUCCAUUCCACAGUCCUACCACCUCCACUCGAUAUCGCAAUCACUCUUCCCCCUCACGCCCUUGUACGGUUUGUACAUCUCCCCUGUUAACUUCAGCUGGUCGACCUUCAGCGUCGAGAACGUCUGCGUCGGGAUCGCGAAGGUUGUCCGAAUGGCGUGCGAGGGGCGUGGGGGGCUGCGGGGUUGUGAGCGACAGUUCAGUGUGAACAAGUUGAGUACUAGAAGAAAUAC
This is a messenger RNA of Schizophyllum commune H4-8, 1030 nucleotides long. RefSeq names its product Isochorismatase hydrolase. The record is from RefSeq and is a predicted model, not a curated record. Lineage: Eukaryota; Fungi; Basidiomycota; Agaricomycetes; Agaricales; Schizophyllaceae. The transcript is spliced from 4 exons. Bases 27 to 665 code for a protein of 212 amino acids.